ACUUUAGUUACAUUGUUCUAGAACGCAUGUGGUUUGGCUCCUCGUAAUGGUCGACAAGUUCUCCUCGCCGUCUACGCACACGCUCACGUAUGCGCCGACGCCUGUCUGACGCCGACAUGGGACAGGAUUGCGACGCCAGCCUGGUUUCUAGCCAAGGCUGGAGUUUGAGGCGGGGCAGGCAGCUUGCAGCAAUAGCCCGGGACAUAAUCGAGGAUAACAUGUAUAUAGGCCACGGCCUGACGUGCCUCAGGAUGUCUCAUCUAUGUCAGCAUCAGAGACAGUCAGACAACCAAGGCAGUCAACAGUCGCCCCAGACAUUGCAGUGUCUUCUCAUCACUUCAUUGAUCAACGUUCAAGCUGCCCCCCUAACAACCCUGCCAACGUCGACAUCAGGACCAACCUCACCAUUCACCCCACCACCACCACCGCAAUCAACCACAAUCCUCAACUCAAAAUGUCCCAGAACCUCCACAACCAACCGCUGCCCACCGACCGCCAACAACGAUGCCGGCCUCGGACGCCGCCUCAGUGGCCUCCGCCUCGUCCCUCUCCAGCCGCAUCACCCUGCUCAAGGACAAGCUCCGCUCUUCGACUUCCAAGGAAAAGGAAGACAAGGAGCAGGAGGCCAAGAAGGCUGUUUUGAGGAACCAAAUCCGGAUUGGGAUUUGAAAAAGCCCCCUCCCCAGUUCCUCAACGCGGAGUAUCGUGGGGGAGUGGCUUGGUACGGUCCCUUGGUUAUCCCCUGAUGGGAUCAUGAACGAAGCAGACGCUCCAAUGCUGCGCCGCGCAGCUCACUGAGGGUGGGUUGCGCGAAGCGCGCGGGUGCUAAAACGGCGAGCAUGGCCUCGUUAAGGGGGCGCGGCUCCGACAGGGGAGGGUCGCGCCGGGAGGGUGAAGCUCGAGAAUCGGGUUCGCAUCGGACAGUGGAACGGAUGCGGAAGCGGGUCUGGGUACGCGGAGAUGACGACGAGUUGGGAACGACCGGGCACAU
Molecule: messenger RNA, 991 nt
Organism: Parathielavia appendiculata
Lineage: Eukaryota; Fungi; Ascomycota; Sordariomycetes; Sordariales; Chaetomiaceae
Exons: 4
Coding region: 90-746 (218 amino acids)
Source: RefSeq, a predicted model, not a curated record